AAAAAAAAAAAAGAUUUUUUAAGAGAAAUUUAAAAUUUUCCCCCUCCUGUAAAAAAUCAAUUUUUUUUUCGUAAAAAUGUUGUUAGAUCCAAUAAUCAAAAUACUUUUUAUUAUUAAAAGUAAUAUUUUAUCAAUCAUUUUAUUAUCAAUUAUAUCAUAUGUAAUAAAUUAUUAUAUUCAAUAUUUUACAAGACCAUCAAAACUUCCAGGACCAUUUCCUAUACCAAUAUUUGGAAAUUUAUUUCAAAUUGGAGAAGAUCUUGUUGCAGCAGUUGAUAAAUUUCAUGAAAAAUAUGGAGAUUUAUAUGAAUUUUAUGUUGGAAAUAAACGUAAUGUUGUAAUUAGUAGACCAGAUUUAGCAGAAAAAGUAUGGGGAGCCACAACAGUUAAAAAUACCAAAUUUAUUAUGCGUACUUCAUAUUCUGAAGGAGUUGAUGAACUUGGUUUAGGUACAAAAGGAAUGGUAUUAAAUAGAAAUAUUGAAACUUGGAAUAUUAAUAGAAGAUUUUUUAUUCAAUCAACUUCUUCCCCACAAUUUUUACGUGAAGCUAUAAAUUUAUCAAGUAAAAUUAAUGAUGAAAUUUUUAAAUAUUGGAAAAUUAUGGAAAAAGAAGGUUCAAUAAUAAAAUUUUCUGAUUGGAUGAAUGCUUUAGGUACUGAUAUUGUAGUUACAACAGCUACAGGUAAAAGAAUGUCAUCAACUGCUGAUUUAUUUAAUAAAUUAAAUACUGAAGGAAAAAAAUCUGAAAUUAAAGGAACUUGGGAGAAUGGUUUAAUAUUUACUGAAUCAAUUUAUAUUUAUAAUGAAUCAAUGAUGUUUAUGAUGUUACUUCCACCUUUUAUAAGAAGAAAUAUACCUGGUAUUAAAUCUAUAAAUAAAAAAUUUUUAGAUAAUAGAGAUUGGAUAAAUAAUGAAUUAGAAAAAAUGGUUUAUGAAAAAAGAAAAGAGAUUGAAAAAACUCCUUUAAAUCAACCUAUUGAAGCUACUAUAUUAAAUUUAUUAAUUACAACAAAUACUGAAAGGGAUUUAGAAAAGAUAACUGUUGGUAAAUUUGAUAGACCUUUAACAGAUGAUGAAAUAAGUUCAAUAUUACGUGAAGUAUUUACAGGUGGUUUAGAUACUACUUCAAAUACUUUAUCUUUUGUUACUUUUUAUAUUGCUAAAAAUCGUGAUGUUUAUUUAAAAAUGAGGGAUGAAGUAUUAAAAGUUUAUGGUACAUUAGAAAAUCCUGAUAUUACUUUGGAAUCUUUUGAUAAACUUAAAUAUAUUGAAGCUGUAAUUAAUGAAAGUAUACGUAUAUUUCCAACUUUAUCAUUUAUGGCUCGUGCUGCAAUUGAAGAUGUAGAAUUUGAUGGUUAUGUUAUUAAAGCUGAUACAACAGUUUAUACAAAUUUAAAAGUUUUAAGUAAUAAUCCAAAAUAUUUUAAAGAUCCUGAAAUUUUUAAUCCUGAUAGAUUUUUAAAUGAUAAAAAUUCAAUGGAAAAAUAUACUUUCUUACCUUUUGGUUAUGGUGCUCGUAUGUGUCCUGGUAGAAUUUGGGCAAUGGUACAAAUGAAAACUUUCUUGGUUAAAUUUGUUAGUACUUUUGAUAUUGAAUUGGUUGAUAAAGAUUCUAAUAUCAAGUAUAAAUAUGCUACUGCAAAUCGUCCUGUGAAUGUUGACCUUUAUAUUAAGACGAGAAAAUAAGUAUAUAAAAUUAGGUAAUGAGGGUUAAAAUUGAACAUAGUUAUUAAUUAUUAUUAUUUAAAUUAGGGAUUGGCGUUGAUUUUUUAUUAUUAUUUUAUUGAUUUGUAUUUUAUAUUAUUAUAAAUAAUUUUUAUUUGGUAACGGAGUAUUUUAUAUAUUAUUAAAUAAAAACUAUGAUUUCUUUUUCUUAUAUAAAAUUUUAUUAUU
This is a messenger RNA of Rhizophagus irregularis DAOM 181602=DAOM 197198, 1894 nucleotides long. RefSeq lists its product as uncharacterized. NCBI's taxonomy places the organism in Eukaryota, Fungi, Glomeromycota, Glomeromycetes, Glomerales, Glomeraceae. The record is from RefSeq and is a predicted model, not a curated record. Gene Ontology annotation, molecular function: monooxygenase activity; oxidoreductase activity, acting on paired donors, with incorporation or reduction of molecular oxygen; heme binding.